Molecule: messenger RNA, 552 nt
Organism: Racocetra fulgida
Lineage: Eukaryota; Fungi; Glomeromycota; Glomeromycetes; Diversisporales; Gigasporaceae
Source: the annotation of a GenBank genome assembly
AUGGCAUUAGGAAAAGCGACGGCACCAGGAAAAGUGACGACACCAGAAAAAGAGAUCAGAAUCAAUACCACCAGAAAAAGUGAUGACACCAAGAAAAACGAUGACACCAAGAAAAGCGAUGACACCAGAAAAGCAACAACACCAGAAAAAGUGACGACACCAGGAAAAGUGACGACAUCAGAAAAAGAGAUCAGAAUCAAUGCCACCAGAAAAGUGACAACACCAAGAAAAACGACGACACCAGAAAAAGCAACGACACCAGAAAAAGCAACAACAUCAGGAAAAGCACGACAACAGGAAAAGCAACAACACCAGAAAAAGAGAUCAGAAUCAAUGCUACCAGAAAAAAGAUUAGAAUCAAUGCCACCAGAAAAAGCGACGACACCAAGAAAAAUGACGACACCAGGAAAAACGACAGCACCAGGAAAAACGACGGCACCAGGAAAAAUGACAACAUCAGGAAAAGAGAUCAGAAUCAACGCACCAGAAAAAAUGACAACAUCAGAAAAAACAAUGGCACCAGGAAAAGCGACGACACCAGAAAAGCGAUAG